AUGCGUCUGGUGAUAUUCUUCUACUUCAGCCUGGAUGAUGCUGCAGCCAGACUGACAGCCCGGUCCAGGACACUACAGUCCGGUAGUGACGACAGACUGUUAUGGCUCAGGGAAAACUCACAGAGCUACAGCUGGCAGAGAGCAGAGGUCACGUUCUCGUCAUCAGCCAACAGCAAGAUUGUCUUCAGAUAUGAGCACGGGGACAGUCACAGAGGGUUGGUUGCUCUGGACGACGCAUCUUUCUCCAAAGAGUGUGUAUUUGACCCUGACAACAACAAUCUGCCUGACAUAUCACCCACUUCUACCUCACCUUCGUCCUCCAACCCACCCACUUCUCCAGCCACACCCUCAACCUCAACCGCACCAAUCGCCCCCUGUCAGGAUAAUGAGUUUUUCUGUUGGCGGUCAGCAGGAAAAGUGUGUGUUCUGGCUACCUUACAGUGUGAUUAUCAUGCAGACUGCCCACAGGGGGAGGAUGAGGAUGGCUGUGGUCCGUGCACGUUUGAGAGUGGCCAGUGCCAAUGGACUGACACUAGUGAAGGACCGAGCAAGUGGCAGAGACAGAAAGCCAGUAACAACACCGAGCCACCCACUGAUCACACUGGCAACACAGGCUACUACAUGAGAGUGAAUUUCAGUCAGGGAUCCACACAGAGUGAGGCCCAGCUCCAGAGUCCCCAACUCCCCCCUUCAUCCCCCUACUGCCAGAUUCUGUUUCACUUCCACAUCAGUGCAGAGAGUGCUGGGUCACUCAGAGUGCUUAUGCAGCAAGCUGAGGGGAGUGAAGCAAUCCUGUGGUCACGCAGUCACAACACUGUCUCCCAUUGGACCUCAGAGUAUCUGCUUCUAGGCCCGCACCAGCAGCCUUAUAAGGUUUUGUUUAGUAGCUUGGACAAAGCGAGUCAGGGGGGAGCAACCACUGCAGAGCGUGUUUUUGCUGUUGAUGACAUCUCUUUUCUAAACUGUGAAAAGUCGUACCAGCCACCAGCUCUGUCUGCCUAUGACUGUCCUUUUGAAGAUGGUCUGUGUGUUUGGGUGCAGGGGGCAGAAGAUGAGUUAGACUGGCUCAGCAUGUCAGGUCCCACUGAAACCCCCAACACCGGACCUGCAGGAGACCACACCACCGGCAAAGGGACAUACCUUUACAUCGAGAGUUCCCUACCAAGUGUGAAGGGGAACAAAGCCCAACUGAAGUCUCCACUGCUGCCACCUGCUGGAGAAAAAGGAUACUGUCUCACAUUUUGGUACCACAUGUUUGGUGCUACUGUGGGCUCUUUGAGGAUACUUCUACAAUCUGCUGAUCCCUUAAAGAAAACACUGGUUUGGCAAAAAUCAAGAAAUCAAGGGGAUGAGUGGCUGCUGGUGCAGAGCCACGUGACGUUGCAGAAAGUCCACCAAGUGGUUCUGGAGGCUACAGUUGGAGGAGAGGCUGGAGACAUAGCCAUCGAUGACAUCUCCCUUAUCAGUGGACCGUGCAAAGCCUCUGAUUUGUGUGACUUUGAGGAGGGGAGUUGUAACUGGCAGCAGCAGACCACUGAUGACUUUGACUGGGUCAGACAGUCGGGCUCCACUCACAACCCCAACACAGGACCAGACGGCGAUCACACCACUAACACACCUGCGGGCCAUUACUACUACUUGCCCUCCUCUGUUUCUGACAUCGCCGGCCAGACAGCUGCAAUGUCUUCACCACUGUACCCUGCAGGAAAAGGAGCUUGUGUGCAGCUGUGGUACCACAUGUAUGGCAAAGGCAUGGGGACGCUGAAUGUUUACCAGCAGAGCGAGGACGGGAAGGAAACUCUGAUUUUCUCUCAGACAGGUGACCAGGGCCGGCUGUGGAGGUUUGGUCAGGCUUCACUUCUGCCUCGGGUUCAGCCUUACAGGAUUGUGGUGGAAGGUGUGAAGGCUGGCCCCACCCAGGAGGGAGACAUGGCUUUUGAUGAUGUGCAGCUGUCAGACGCUCAGUGUCCUCCUCCUGGAUUUUGUGACUUUGAGAGGAACAUGUGUAGCUGGAGCAACCUGGGUGGAAGAGUCGACCAGGGGGACUGGCUCCGCGGCACAGGAGCCUCUCCAAACCCCAACACCGGACCCAGUGUUGAUCACACCACCAACUCAACACAUGGUCACUAUCUGUAUGUGGACAGCUCAGUGGGUGAGUGGGGAGACAUGUCCUUCCUGAUCAGUGAUGUGUUCCAGCGGUCCACUAGAGGGCACUGUCUCACAUUCUGGUACCACAUGUAUGGCAGCCAUGUUGGGACUCUCAGAGUUUACAUAAAUGACAGAAAAAUGCAUGCUGGUGGCAACGAAGAAGGGAUUCUGAAGUGGAUUGAGUCAGGAAACAGGGGAGACAAGUGGCAGAUGGCUAGUUUAUCUGUUAAACAUAAAGAAGCAUUCUGGUUUGUGUUUUCGUAUCAGAAGGGGUUGACGUCAGGUGGGGAUGUUGCUCUUGAUGAUAUCACCAUCGCCCCUGGCAGCUGCUACUCAGAUCCACCCAUCGACCCUCCUGAUGAUACGUUGUCCGUCGGCCUCGCAGUUGGUCUGACUCUGCUGGCUGGAGUCAUCAUCUCCAUCUUCCUCUUCAUGCUGAACAGGAAACGUAGUAAAAUGAACCAGUCAACAGUCAUGAGUAAUGAAGUGACUGAGCCUAACUCUGUGUUUGACCUCUAUGACUGCAAAAUAGAUGACACUCAACCUGGAGCCGGCUUUUCCUAUAUCAACAAGCUGUAUGAUCCAUCAUCACAUCGAACUGACACCACUGUGGUUUCAUCUGAUGCUUAGUCCAGAUUGAUAAUUGUAAUAAAACAGAAAAACCUAUUUGUAAA
This is a messenger RNA of Seriola aureovittata, 2822 nucleotides long. Its product is annotated as MAM and LDL-receptor class A domain-containing protein 1. Gene Ontology annotation, molecular function: protein binding. The transcript has 20 exons. Gene Ontology annotation, cellular component: membrane. The record is from RefSeq and is a predicted model, not a curated record. The coding region runs from base 1 to 2778 and encodes 925 amino acids. NCBI's taxonomy places the organism in Eukaryota, Metazoa, Chordata, Actinopteri, Carangiformes, Carangidae.